AUGUCUCUUUUGCUCAUUUCCUUCCUCACAAUCCUGCUUCUUGCCAUUGUGUUGUCAUGCAUCAUAUUCCGAUGGCUAGUCAACACCCUGGCAGUGCGACUCGCCCAGACAGCGCUGAAUGCAGACUUGAAGAUCAAAUCAGUGGGACUGUUCUCCAUCCGAGGAGUCAGUAUCCAAUUUCACCCGCUGCACACUGUGGAAAUUGACCGAAUAUGGAUUUCAAGCAAACUUCUGAACAAAGAUUUACCGAGAUACCUUGCAUUGUGUGUGGGCGAAACGAGAGUUCGCUUUGACUUGCAAGUACCUCUUGGAGCACUGACAAAGAGGACAAGCCAUGGGGAGAAAACAGAGAAAAUUUCCACUAGAGCCACAAGACUUCGCUUCCUAUCCCAAUUGCUAUCAUUCCACAUCAGCUCAGUCAACGUGAUGGUCCUGAACAUGGCGCUGUCCGAGUCAUUGUGGCACAUGAACGUUACGUGCAUCACGUUGCUGCUGGAUCACCACAAUAAGAGGCUAGCGUGGGACUUCUCGGUGGGACAACUAAGCAGCAAAGUUCUAAAAAGCAGCCAGCUGGACAUUUGUCUGGCCGAGGUGGCAUUCAGCCUGGUAUUGUCGGGCGACGUGAGCCUCCCUGAGAUGAAGCCUGGCUCCUUGUCGCUGCGUGUCAGGACGCUGAUGGCCGAGCUGCACGAGGGCCUCUUCCUCUACCCCAUCCCGGUGACAUCAAGGACAACUCAAGAUCUGCCUGAUGAGCAAAUGCAAGAUUGCCUGGACCCCGAAUUCAUUCAAACAGAAGCCGUGGAGAAGCUGCAUGAGCUCGUUCCGUGCAAUGCCAAUGUGGAGUUUGACAACACAAAUGUGACUUUGUCAAUGCACAGCCAGAAAAGACAUUUGAACUGGACGCUGAAGUCUUUAAAAGUUUGCUACGCUCGAGACAGUGAACAGCUUCCAUUGAAGAGUUUCACCCCCGAGCUGAGCUUUCCCCAGAGCGGCCUGGAGCUCCUUCUGGAGGAUGGACUUCUUCUGUCACAAAGCCGGCAAAGAAUUGUCUGUGUAAACACGCUCAAGACAUCUUUGCAGGUCACAUCCAUGGACAUAUCUGGUUCCCUUGCCAUCAAUACUUGCAUCGUCCACUAUCGGCACCAGGAGUUCUCCCACUGGUUCAAUUUGCUGCCAUGGGGACAGUUGAUGCACAGGAAGGCAUCACGUCGAAAAAGGCGCUUACCCCACCUGAAUGCACCUGUGAUGAUGAUGUGCUCAGUGUCCAACCUUAAUGUGUCGGUGCAGCUUGGAGACACCACGCCUUUCACCCUCGGCUUCCUCUCCGCCAACGCCGAACUGCAGCAUCUUCUGGACUUAAAGAUGACUCAAAACAGCCCAGAGUCUCGAAACGUACACCAGCGGGCCUCGUUAAACCUCGACAGCUUCUGGUGGCGAGUGGGCCAGGGCUCUCAUAUCCAGCAAGCCCCUCACCCUCCUGGCAAACACGUUUGGGGUGAAGCGCUCAUUCUAGACUCCCUCAGUCUUCAGGGGAGUUGUAAUCGAGCCAGUAGCGAGUUGAAUGGCAGCCCUCCGUCUCUGAGUGUGGAGUCCAGUCUAAAGGGACUCCAAGUGGAGCUGUCGGAGGCCUGUGCACUGUGUUUGUCUCGUCUUCUUACUGUCAUUUACAAUCUGGGUCAAGUGAAGCUGUCAGAUGAUCCCACACUGCCUCCCCCUACUUCCACCUUGCUGCAACCCACCUCAACCGUGCCUCUGCUUUACAAAUUGGACAUCCACUUGCAGGAUGUUAAUGUUUUUACAGUUUCUAACUUAGCAGGAGCUCUGUCUUUGCGGAUGGAUACAGUUGGAGUAAUGUGCUCGGCCGAGAGCUCCCGGGUGUCGUUGCAGGGCGUUUGCUUGUAUGCCAUCAAGAUGCUCACGGAGAACACAGAGACGUGCUGCCCUGCCUCUCAGAUUGCCAAGCCCCUAGUCAGGCUUACUGCUAUGGUGCUUUGUUACUACAGCAGCACCAACACGCUGCAGGUUCAGUGUGAAAAUGAUCUGGCUGUGAUAUGGACGCCCCCAGAUCAUAUGUUUUCAUAUCAGCACAUGACAGAAGCGCUGGAGUGCUGGCAUCUUCUCUGCAGCAAACGAAGAGAAGGGUGCAUGAUUGGACCGGUUGAAGGUGAUCAAAAAAGCUUGAGUCUGCUGUUGGAACUGGGCGGCACUAGCGUAACGGUUCACGUAGGGGAGCACAAUUAUAUCCUCCUCCAUGCCGAAGCGCUUUCCCUCUCCAAGCACGCCGGCUCAGUCCAUGCGCGCUCGCCCUCCCUGGCAUUCAAUUUCGACGGCCAUGAUAUCAUCUCCUUUAAUGGUUUGGACUUGGAGACACAUAAUGAGCUGCCGGAGAUGCAGUUGCACAGGAACAGCUUCCCCUCUUUCACCAUGCCUCACAACCGUGUCUGGGUUUUCACCUGCCCGCUCCUCUCUGUGGAGUUCCCGUACCUGUACAACUUCUCCGAAACCUUUGACAGAGCUAUUAGCGUGCAAAAAUGGUUGAAGACCCUGCAUCUCCUGCCUGGCCCACUCUUGUCUGUCGAGCAGCGCCCACCGCCGGAUCUUGUUUUCAAAAUCAGCCAGUUCUCCUUCAUCUUCCUGGACGACGUGUUUGAGAUCAAACUGCGAGACAACUAUGAGCUGAUGAAGGACGAAAGCAAGGAGAGCGCUAAGCGUCUGCAGCUACUAGACAAGAAGGUGGCUGACCUACGUAAGCAGCACGGUGAGCUUCUCCCCGCCAGGAAGAUUGAAGAACUGUACAGCUCACUGGAGAAGAAACAUAUCGAGAUCUACAUCCAGCGCUCGCGACGCCUCUACGCCAACACCCCAAUGAGAAAGUCGCUGCUGACGUGGACCAUGUCUGAACUAGAGCUGGUUGUCCUGGCUGAUCAAUCGCUUCACGGACCUGAGCGGGUCAGAGAGCAGCUGAGGGAUAUCGACAAGAUCAGCCCGUUCCCCAGAGAGGGCCUUCCAUUGGUUGUCCAGUGGUGCCGUGCUGUCAACUUCAAACUUGCUUCAUUUUUGGUGAGAAUUCGGGACUACCCGCGCUAUCUUUUCGAGAUCCGCGAUUGGUCAUUGUCAGGACGCCUGAUUGGGACAGAGCAAGAUGGACAAGCAAGGGCACGCCGAAAAGAAACCGUUCUACUUGGUCCGCCGUGGGGGGAUGUGAUGGUACACAGGAAUAUUCCUCCCCUCAAGUUCUACUAUGACUUUAAAUCUAACAUUGGCCUCUAUACCAUUGUUUGGGGGCCGUGUUGGGACCCGGCGUGGACUCAGAUCGGCCAGUCUGUUGACCUGCUCACCAAACAGACGUCUGACCCUUCGCCACUGCUCGCCUGGUGGGACAAAAGUCGCCUAUUGCUACAUGGACACUGGGUAAUGGACAUUGACCAGGCCAAUCUGCAUCAACUUGCCACAGAGGACCCUUACAACACUACAGAGAACUUGCACUGGGAAUGGAGCAAGCUCAACUUUGACUGGAACCCUGGCCAGUUUGUUUUUAAAGGAGAUUUGAAUGUCAACGUCAGGACAGCAUCAAAAUAUGACGACAUCUGCUUUCUGCACCUGCCCAAUUUGUGCAUGACCCUCGACAUGCAGUGGCUCUGCCAUGGCAACCCUCACGAUCACCAUGCCGUCACACUCUGCUCUGCCGAGAACAUUGCGGACGUGACCUCAGGACAGCCUCACGACUCCUACAGAGCAUUCCGCUCGGAGAAUCUCAACCUUUCAAUCACCAUGGACCUUAACCAGCAUAGCGGUCCAGGUGACCAGCCAAGAAUCUUGCUGUACAGCAGUACUUUACGCUGGAUGCAGAAUUUUUGGGCCACUUGGACCAGUGUGUCACGCCCCAUAUGUAGAGGAAAGCUCUUUCACAGCCUCAGGCCGGUCCGUAAGAAGCUGGGUCAACAUUACAAGCAGAUGUCCUACACAGCUGCUUUCCCACAACUACAAGUCCACUAUUGGGCGUCCUUUGCCCAGCAAAGAGGUAUCCAAGUGGAGUGUAAUAAAGGCCAUGUCUUCACUCGAGGGGCUCAGAGACUAAUUCCGCAGGCUGGCACCGUGAUGAGGAGGUUGAUCUCCGAAUGGAAUGUGACUCAGAUGGUGAGUGAACUGUCGCAGGUGACUGUUCACCUGAUGGCCUCCACGUGGGAUGAGACUGCCGACCACCAGAUCAAUGCUCAAGUGAACAAGACCCACCUGCUCAGCUUGUCCUCACUGAGCUACCAGCGUCAGAGCAAUCGCGUGGAAGAGGACAUAAACUCAAAGGACGAGACCAACGCCACGUACACUCACAAGCUGUGCCUGGUGGACCUGCGCGCCUCCUGGACCACCACCAACAGGAACAUUGCAUUCGGGCUGUACGACGGUUACAAAAAGGCCUCAGUUCUGAAGAGAAACCUCUCCACUGAGGCGCUGAAGGGCCUCCGCAUCGACACGCAGCUGCAGGCUAAGAAGCUGAAACGCUCGCCUUCAACAUACUCCCCCACAAUUGCCCCUGCCACACCGGUUAUGCCCACCCUCAGUCGAGCGGAGAAAACUUCUCAUGAGGGAACAUCAAUGCUCCAGAAGUUGAUUGAGGAAACAGACAAGUUUGUGGUGUUUUCUGAAGAGGACUCUGGGGUCAGUGACCAGCUGUGUGGCAUUGCGGCUUGCCAGACUGAUGACAUCUACAACCGCAACUGGUUUAUUGAGUUGGUCAACUGCCAGAUGAUGCUCCGUGGCACAGAGACAGCCGGCUGCGUCCUGGUGUCUGCAGCCAAGGCCCAGCUGCAGCAGUGUGAGCACCAUCCAGCCUGGUACAACGACACUCUGAAGCAAAAGACCACCUGGACCUGUCUCCUGGACGGCAUGCAGUACUUUGCCACCAUGGAGACUGACCCAUCAGAGCAGGAGGACAGGCAGCUUUGGUUGGAGGUGAAAAAUAUCGAGGAGCAUCGACAGCGGAAUCUUGACUCAGUGCUGGAGCUGAUGGAGAGUGGCCAGGCUGUAGGUGGAAUGGUUAGCACCACUACGGACUGGAACCAGCCAGCGCAGGUAAAUGAGGCCCAACAGGUUCAGCGCAUCAUCUCCCGCUGUAGCUGCCGAAUGCACUACAUCAGUUACAGCCAUGACAUCAACCCGGAGCUCGCCACGCAAAUUAAACCGCCCGAAAUGAGGAACCACCACGAGAAGGAAGACCUGCUAAAGAAACAGGCUGGUGCUGUGGACACGUUUACCCUCAUUCACCACGACUUGGAGAUAUCGACCAAUCCAGUUCAGUAUGCCAUGAUCCUGGAUAUUGUGAACAACCUUUUGCUCCACGUGGAGCCCAGACGCAAGGAGCACAGUGAGAAGAAGCAGCGUGUUCGCUUCCAGCUGGAGAUCUCGAGUAACCCUGAGGAGCAGCGCAGCAGCAUUCUGCAUCUCCAGGAAGCUGUCAGGCAACAUUUGGCUCAAAUAAGACGCCUGGAAAAGCAGAUUUACUCCAACAAUCGGACUCAACCAGAAGAUCUAAGCAUUGACGAUCUGAAUGAGAUCAACAUGCAGCUGCAGAACCAGCUCAACCAGGAGAAGAAUGACAUGCAGAUGAAGAGCGAAGAACUCAACAUCCUCAUCAGGUGCUUUAAGGACUUCCAACUGCAGCGGGCCAACAAGCUAGAGUUGCGCAAGCCGCCAGAGGACGUGAGCGUGGCAAGGAGGACUGAGAUCUACUUUGCUCAGGCGCGCUGGUGUCUCACAGAGGAGGACGGACAGCUGGGAAUUGCUGAGCUAGAACUACAGCGGUUCAUGUACAGUAAACUCAACAAGUCUGAUGAUACAGCAGAGCAUCUGCUGGAGUUGGGCUGGUUCACCAUGAACAAUCUUCUGCCCAAUGCAGCUUACAAAGUGGUGCUUCGUCCUCAGAGCGCCUGCCAAUCAGGACGACAGUUUGCUCUGCGCAUCUUCAGCAAAGUGCGUCCCCCCGUGGGUGGGAUCUCUGUCAAGGAGCACUUUGAGGUGAACGUGGUGCCCCUCACGAUCCAGCUCAUGUACCAGUUCUUCAAAAGGAUGAUGGGAUUCUUCUUCCCGGGGAGGAACAUGGAGGAGGAGGAGGUGACCGAUGAGGAGGACAAGUUCCGACUUGUCACCACGGGUAUCCCUGUGAAGACUCGUCAGUCCUCCGAGGACACCAUGGGCCCAAUGGGUCCCAGUAAAAGCGUGACCCAGGGGAUGAACCGCAGUGCCGGCGUCAGGAGGUCCUUCAGGAAACCUCUUGAGCAUCCAGUUGAUGACAUCGACAAAAUGAAGGAGCGAGCAGCUAUGAACAACUCCUUCAUUUAUAUCAAGAUUCCUCAAGUGCCGCUUUGUGUCAGUUAUAAGGGAGAGAAGAGCAGCGUGGACUGGAAGGACCUCAACCUAGUGUUGCCUUGCUUGGAGUACCACAACAAUACCUGGACGUGGUUAGACUUUGCCAUGGCAGUCAAGAGAGACAGCCGCAAGGCUCUAGUGGCGCAGAUGAUCAAGGAGAAGCUGCGUCUUAAGCCGGCUGCCGGCGGCUCCGACCCGCGGGGUAAGACAUUGGACGGGAAGGCGGACUCAGGUGUCCAGCAACAGCAGGAGGAGGACGAGAAGGCUCGGCUUCUCAUCGGCCUCAGCGCCGCCGACAAGAACUCGGGCAAGAAGAGCAUCUUUAGUCGACGCAAAUGA
This is a messenger RNA of Nerophis lumbriciformis (worm pipefish), 6702 nucleotides long. The record is from RefSeq and is a predicted model, not a curated record. Lineage: Eukaryota; Metazoa; Chordata; Actinopteri; Syngnathiformes; Syngnathidae.